AGAGCAUCAUUUGACGUCGGGCAGCGGCGGCGUUCGUUUUAUGGCGUUUAUGUCAACGUAGCCAUCAUCCUCAUCAACCUACACCGCCCUAAGACCCGCCAGCGCCGCCACCCCCCGCGCGCAUCUUAAUUACACCUGUUUUGGAAGUUUUGCGAAAAAUCAAAAACCUUUUGUGAUCUCCGUUUUUUGUUAUUUGUCUUUCUGUCUCAGCCAAAAUGGCUGCAAUUAGUAACGGUAAAAGCGGUGGUAAUGCCAAAGCGCAGGAGCAAGUGGAAAAAGAAUUGGAGGCGAAUUCAAAGAAUUUGGCAUCCACACCCCUCCCAUAUCCCAAAUCGGUGGCCUUUAUUAUCAGCAAUGAGUUCUGUGAGCGCUUCAACUACUAUGGCAUGCGCACCAUUCUGGUGCUGUAUCUUACCAACAAGCUGGGCUACAACGAGGAGACCUCAACGGUGCUCUUCCACACCUUCACCAUGCUGGUGUACAUUUUCCCCCUGAUCGGAGCCCUCAUUGCCGAUAGCUGGCUGGGCAAGUACAAGACGAUACUGUAUCUGUCGCUGGUCUACAGUCUCGGAGCCAUGAUAGUGGCCUUUGGUGCGGUGCCCCUGGAGGGUAUGCCCGUCAAAGCUGUGACCAUUGUGGGACUGCUAUUGAUUGCCAUGGGCACGGGCGGGAUUAAGCCCUGUGUUUCGGCCUUUGGCGGCGAUCAGUUCUCCCUGCCCGCCCAAGCCCAGCAGCUGGCCAAGUUCUUCUCGCUCUUUUACUUUGCCAUCAAUGCCGGCUCCAUGAUCUCCACCACAGUGACACCUAUACUGCGAGCCGAUGUCCACUGUUUUGGGGACAAGGAUUGUUUCUCACUGGCCUUUGGUGUACCCGCAGUGCUUAUGAUCAUCUCCGUGCUCAUCUUUAUGGCCGGCAAGCGGAUGUAUCGUUGCCAGCCGCCGGCGGGUAACAUGAUCUUUGGCGUGACGCAGUGCAUCGUAGACGCGUUCCGAGGAUGGAAAAAGCGCCGCAAUACAGAGCCGCAGGAGAGCUUUCUAGACUAUGCCAAACCCACGGUGGGUGAGAAGAUGGUUAGGGAGACAAAGACGCUGCUGCGGAUUCUACGCCUCUACCUGCCCUUCCCCGUCUUCUGGGCCCUGUUUGACCAGCAGGGCUCGCGUUGGACCUUCCAGGCCACCCGCAUGGACGGCACAGUGCUGGGCUUUCAAAUUAAACCCGAUCAGAUGCAGGUGGUCAACCCGCUGCUCAUCCUGGCCUUUCUGCCGCUCUUCGACUAUGUGAUUUACCCCAUUCUGCGGACGAUUGGGAUACGAAGGCACCUCCAGAAGCUCACCAUUGGCCUGAUUUUGGCCGCUCUGGGAUUCUUUCUCUCCGCUGGCCUCGAGCUGAAGAUGCAGCAGGCAGCCUUUGAGGUUCAGCCCACGGAACCGGGCACUGCGCAUCUACGUCUGUACAAUGGAAUGCCCUGUGGCUUUGAGUUUACCAGUGACAUUGAAUCGAAACACCCGAAAACCAUCGAAGCCCUGGGCAUGUGGACGGAUCUCUACCUGCCCGUGCCCAAGGCCAAGGAGUACUCUUUCAAGGCGCAGCCCAUAACGGGCAAGUGUUCCACUAUUACCGGUAAACUACGUCUGCAGCCGGGUAAAUCCCUGGGCUACUUUCUGGCCCAGGACAAGCUCGUAGAGUUUACCGAUGGCCUGGAAAUGGCCACCAGCGAAAGCAGUCCUCCGCUGAUCCGAGCGCUACUGAAUACGCCACCCGAAGAGGGACCCAUCCGGCUCUCCACCUCGAAUUCGGACACCAAAGCCCUCUCGCUGGACAACCGGAAUGUGUCGCAGCUGCACAGCAUCGCCGCCGGCCAGGGUCAGGUCAACAUAAACGGCCUUAAGGCGGCCAGCUUUGAGGCUAAAGGCGGCCGUCUCUACAGCCUGCUGGUGGCGGGGAAUGCCCGCGACGGUUACCAGUACAAGCUGUUGGAGGUGGUGGGCCCCAGUGCCGUGUCCAUACUCUGGCAGCUACCCCAAAUAGUGGUUAUGACCGCCGCCGAAGUGAUGUUCUCGGUGACGGGACUGGAGUUCUCCUACUCCCAGGCACCGGCCAGCAUGAAGAGUGUGCUCCAGGCCUGCUGGCUGCUAUCGGUGGCCGUUGGCAACAUGCUGGUGGUGGUGAUAGCUGAGUUCAAGUUCACCAGCACCCAGGCCGGUGAGUUUACGUUCUUUGCCUGCCUGAUGCUGGUCGACAUGCUGGUCUUCCUGUGGCUGGCCCGCAGCUAUCAGUACAGGGAUCAGUCGAAGGAUCUCGAGGAGGAUGAGGUGCAGGAGCAUAAUGAGGAUCUCCAGGCGCCAAAGCAAAAUCGUUGCGUGACGGCGGACAAGCAGCCGUGGCGGCCCAGCGGCAUGGAGGCGGAACCGGGUCAUGGAGCCUAUCGCAACCACGCCUACGAUAACGACUUCUCGGAGGCCUGAAAAUACGUUUUAGUCAUAGUCAAAUUUAGUCCUAGUCGCAGUCUCGUAUUUAUUUUAUUUUCUGUUUGCAUUUAUCUUGUGUAAUUUCCGCUGUAAAUACGUUCGUUUGUACACGAGUAUAUGGCCAUUUUUUUUUUUAAACAAAUUGUUUUGUAAAUAAAUAUAACAUUUUAUACGUUUUAA
This is a messenger RNA of Drosophila kikkawai, 2648 nucleotides long. It is a transcript of the gene yin, whose product is annotated as yin. Gene Ontology annotation, biological process: dipeptide import across plasma membrane. Gene Ontology annotation, cellular component: plasma membrane. The record is from RefSeq and is a predicted model, not a curated record. Gene Ontology annotation, molecular function: dipeptide transmembrane transporter activity. Lineage: Eukaryota; Metazoa; Arthropoda; Insecta; Diptera; Drosophilidae.